AUGAAUGGAAAUUUAGCGAUUUGGACGGAGCCGAGAAUAAAUCUCCGAAACAUUAAAUCAAACGUCAAGUAUGUGGCGUUAUCGGCUUACAAUCGAACCCUUAAUAAAUAUUUAGGGUCCAUUGAUAAAUUUAUUUUACCGGCUUCGAUAACUUUUGACGUGGAAACCGAAAUCGUAGACAAAUGCGACGGUGAAGAAUAUACGAUUCUCGUCCCUGCGGUUGGCUCCAAAGAGAUAGAAUUCGACAAAGCUAUUCGAGUGUUUAAACUAGACAUGAUGGAAGUCGGAGCUAUUUUUAUAACGGUUAAAUCACCGUCACAUGCUCUACUCGUAAGUAUUAUUUCGCUUGUAUAUAGAACAAAUUGUGUUAUUUUUUGUUGUUAUCAACUGAAUACAGAUAUCCUGGACGAGGAAUCGUAGGCCUGAUUCCGAACUAAUGAGUGACGAACAGUACGUGACAAAAAUACCAUCGGGUAUAGAAGAAUAUAAAGUCGCAUUUCGAACGCACAAAGACUAUCAAGAAGAAAUGCAUUAUAUUGGUAUAUUUGCAGAUACGACGGUAAGACAAGUAUAGAAACGAUUGAUGUUAUUUGAUUUUUCGUUUUAUUUUUGUCGUCGUAGGUCAGCAAUAAUAAUAAUUUAUCGAACCAAUGGUACGAAGUAAAAUUUAAGAUGAUUAUGAUUGGUACGCGAUGCGUGCAUUGGAAAAAGGCCGGUUGGUCAUCGGAAGGAAUGGAUAUUGGUCUCAAUAGUUCCACUCACGGGAAUACGGUACAUUGUUUUACCCAACACUUGUCAUUGUUUAGCAGCAUGAUUUUUGUCCUGCCCAACCUACCAGAUCCGGUCGACGAUAUCCAUUUAUUUUCCAACAUUGCUGACAAUAUGGUUUGCUUGGUGUUGGUAAUGGUGAUUUUCAUAAUAUUUAUAAUUAUGCUAUAUUGGGCAUACAUCCAAGAUAACAAAGAUAUAUUAAAGGUGAGAACGUAAUAAUAUGAAAAAAUACAGGUGUAUCGAUAAAUUACCAUCGUCCACAUUUUCAGAGCCGCGUGACGAUUCUUGCUGACAAUUAUGUGGGUGAAGACGAAGUAUAUUUAGUGACUGUGUACACGGGACAUGGUUUUGGAUCCGGAACUACGGCUAAUGUAUGCAUCAAAUUAAACGGAUCUAUUCGUAAUAGUAGAGUGAGUACCGCUUAUGAAUUAUAUGACUAUUGUAAGAUAUCGUGA
This is a messenger RNA of Cinara cedri, 1226 nucleotides long. The record is from the annotation of a GenBank genome assembly. Lineage: Eukaryota; Metazoa; Arthropoda; Insecta; Hemiptera; Aphididae.